Messenger RNA from Lacerta agilis (Sand lizard), 1170 nucleotides. It is a transcript of the gene EIF3H, whose product is annotated as eukaryotic translation initiation factor 3 subunit H. The transcript is spliced from 8 exons. Gene Ontology annotation, molecular function: translation initiation factor activity; protein binding; metallopeptidase activity. The coding region runs from base 16 to 1065 and encodes 349 amino acids. The record is from RefSeq and is a predicted model, not a curated record. Lineage: Eukaryota; Metazoa; Chordata; Lepidosauria; Squamata; Lacertidae. Gene Ontology annotation, cellular component: cytoplasm; cytosol; eukaryotic translation initiation factor 3 complex.
UUUCUUCUUCCAGAGAUGGCGUCGCGCAAGGAGACACCCGCCCCCGGCGCCACCGCUUCUUCCUCGGCUGUGGUCAAAGCCAAGGCGAAGUCGGCCCCGGGAGACUCGGCGGUGAAGCAAGUACAGAUCGACGGCGUGGUAGUGUUGAAGAUCAUCAAGCAUUACCAGGAAGAAGGCCAGGGCAAUGAAGUGGUCCAGGGUGUGCUGCUGGGGCUAGUGGUGGAAGACAGGCUCGAAAUUACCAACUGCUUUCCGUUCCCCCAACAUACAGAGGAUGACGCCGACUUUGAUGAAGUUCAAUAUCAGAUGGAGAUGAUGAGGAGCCUCCGCCACGUCAACAUUGACCAUCUUCACGUCGGCUGGUACCAGUCCACCUACUAUGGUUCCUUUGUCACCCGUGCCCUCCUGGACUCCCAGUUCAGCUACCAGCACGCCAUUGAGGAAUCUGUCGUUCUCAUUUACGAUCCUAUAAAAACUGCCCACGGAUACCUUUCCUUAAAAGCGUACAGGCUGACACCUAAAUUGAUGGAGGUUUGCAAAGAGAAAGAUUUCUCUCCAGAAGCGUUGAAAAAAGCAAGCAUCGCCUUUGAAAACAUGUUUGAAGAGGUGCCGAUCAUUAUCAAGAAUUCCUACCUCAUCAACGUUCUUCUUUGGGAGCUGGAAAAGAAGUCGGGAAUGGCAGAUAGACACGAGCUGCUCAGUCUCGCAAGCAAUAAUCACCUUGGAAAGAGCCUGCAGCUGUUGAUGGACAGAGUGGAUGAGAUGAGCCAGGAUAUUGUCAAAUACAACACCUAUCUAAGGAACACCAGCAAGCAGCAGCAGCAGAAACACCAGUACCAGCAGAGACGCCAGCAAGAGAACUUGCAGCGUCAAAGUAGGGGAGAGCCACCCCUUCCGGAGGAGGACAUGAACAAAUUGUUCAAGCCGCCACAGCCACCUCCCAGGAUGGACUCGCUGUUGAUUGCAGGUCAAAUUAAUACUUAUAGCCAGAACAUCAAGGAGUUCACUGCACAGAACCUGGGCAAACUCUUCAUGGCUCAGGCACUUCAAGAGCACAACAACUAGGGAGGAAGAUGAAGUGUUUAACAGUCUCUUGCCCAAGGAGGAGAUGCUCUGAAUCUCAGCUCGUUUUUGCUUAAGACAUUUUCCAUUGAUCGUUGCAAAAUGAAC